GCGAGGACUCAGCCAGUGUAGUUUCCGACCAGCCUGCAGUGAAGUCAGCGUGCUCAUCCCGUCCGCGCGGCUGGAGCUUCAACUUUCAGCUCAUCUCUUCGCUUCGGCGCAUUUUGGGAAACUGUCGACAUCAUGGGUUGCUUUGAGUGCUGCAUCAAAUGUUUAGGCGGCGUGCCCUAUGCAUCGCUGGUUGCUACAAUCCUCUGCUUCUCCGGCGUCGCCCUGUUCUGUGGGUGUGGCCACGUGGCUCUCACUGGCACCGUCACCGUCCUGGAGAAGUACUUUUCCAAGAUCACAACKGACCACGCCAUGCUCACUGAUGUAAUACAGCUGAUGCAGUAUGUCAUCUAUGGCAUUGCUUCGUUUUUCUUCCUGUAUGGAAUCAUUCUGCUCGCCGAGGGCUUCUACACGACCAGCGCUGUAAAGGAACUGCACAGCGAGUUCAAGACCACCAUCUGUGGACGCUGCAUCAGUGGAAUGUUUGUGUUCCUCACAUACAUCCUGGGUGUGGCCUGGCUCGGUGUGUUUGGCUUUUCGGCUGUGCCCGUCUUCCUGUUCUACAACAUGUGGUCUACCUGCAACGCCAUGAAGUCUCCGAUGGUCAAUCUUACAAGCAUAGAUUCCAUCUGCGUGGAUGUCCGUCAGUACGGCAUUAUCCCAUGGAACGCCACACCAGGAAAGGUCUGUGGAUCUAUGCUUGGUGAAGUCUGCAACUCCAGUGAUUUCUACCUGUCUUAUCACCUGUACAUCGUAGCGUGUGCCGGUGCYGGAGCCACUGUGAUUGCUCUGAUCCACUUCCUCAUGAUUCUCUCAGCAAACUGGGCCUACCUUAAAGAUGCCAGUCAAAUGCAUGCCUACCAAGACAUCAAAAUGAAGGAAGAGCGGGAGCUGCAGGACAUCACCUCACGCUCAAAGGAAUGCCUCAAUUCCUACACAUAAGGAUAUUACACAUAAAAAAUCUGCAGAAACACACACACACACACACACAGUGGGGAAAGGUGACUCAGCUAAAAUAACCUGCCGACUGCGUACACUGUGCAGUACUAACCCGGCUCCUAACAAACUAAUGCACAAGUGCUGCUUUCUGCACUAACUCACCAAGAACUGUUUGACCCUGGCUACAAACAUGCUGACUUUUCCUAUUUUGUUGGGGAAAUACUGUGGAAUUCUGAUUUUCAUGCUGUUGUUUCUUUCCUCCUUUACCUUUUUUUUUUCUAGCCAGACUUCUCUGGUGAAUGUUGAUAUGUUGCACUAUGCUUAUAAAGCUCAUAACAACUGUUUGGUUUACAGCUCUGUCUUUCGUUUUCCCUCCCCAAUUUUUUGAGUCUUGGUUUCAACUAGGGAAACCAUUUUGUCGGUCACAUAAAUGACCUAAACAUUAAAAGGAAGCCCUUGCAUCCAAUCUUUAGUUAGUGCUUCGCACUUUGAUGUUCAUACAGUGCAUCUAAAACCAAGAGUUAUGCUCUGAGUCAACAUCCAUCAGAAUUUAACUGCAAACCCUUCUCAGUAAAGCUGUUAUUUGKGGAUUUAUUGGCUUUUAAAUCCAUUAUUUUGUUGAUCAGUUAGUGAAGUUACUCUGAACAAUCAUGGCCUACAUUACCUCUACCUCAGGUGUGCAUUACAGGUUAAGGCAACACAUAAACCACUUUUUCCUUGUAAAACAAUGCAUUUGGAUAGUAAAACACAAAGUAUUGAGGACAACAUGAAACAAGCCUCAGGAGCUCCUCUCUAUCCCAGCAUUACUGAACAAAAACUGUUACAAAUGACGCCAUAAUAACCUGUUKAAUAUUAUAUUUUUUCUACCAAGAACAACUAGCAGAUUUCAUAAAAAUUUUGGUUUUGUUGUAUUUAGACAAAUAAAUAUAGUUUACCAUUGAAGAGCCUGAAACCUUAGAUUACAGAACAUAGCUGUUGAAAUAUUUGUAAAAUGUUGACUUUAGAGAUUUCUUAAAGAAAGAURAGAACCACAUGUUCAAUGCAUUUGAAACAAUUAGUUUAAAGCAGUGUAAACGUUACCAUUGUAGUGUUUUGUCACUGUAAGGAUGGAAGUCUUGUGAUGAUUUUCUAAACUGCGUUUGUUGAAAAUUAGCUAUUUUCAUAUUGUUGAAAUAAUUACUCCUGUUGUCUUUGUAUUUUUUGUUGUUAGAUGAGUCACAGGARUAACUUGAUGUUUGUUGCAUGAAGACGACUGUUUUCCACAGAGAUGUACAGUUUUGUGAACUGACAUCAGAGAUGGGUGGUCUUUUUUCCUUUUUUCUAACUGAACUAUUAAUUUCUUUUUUGUAGCUGAUUGUUUGUGGCCUAUUUUAGUUAUUUUAAAUAUUUUUUUGUCUGAUAGUAUUUGAGCGUUCUAUAAAUGUCAAGGGCUUCCUUGCAAAAAAUCAGUCACACCAUCAGUUGUUUAAAAACCCGAACAGACAUAAAAAAUGUCUGUUUUAGCCAAAGUAUGAAUACCARUGCUGGCCAAUUUGUUAAAUAGUAUUUCUGUGAAACUGUGGUAAAAAAUUCUCAUUGUUCAAUGUAGGACAGGCAUAAAGUGGCAGACCAGAAAAUGUUUUUUUCUUUUAAAAUGAACCAAAAAGGAAUGAAAAGCUGCCCAAUCACCAGGAAGACCCCAAUCAGCCAACAAGAACCCAGUCUGAAUGGAAACACCUUUUUUAUGACUCRACUCACUCCUGACUGUUUUUUCUUUUCUUUUUUUUUUAAAUAAAAAACCCAAAAGGU
Molecule: messenger RNA, 2724 nt
Organism: Austrofundulus limnaeus
Lineage: Eukaryota; Metazoa; Chordata; Actinopteri; Cyprinodontiformes; Rivulidae
Gene: gpm6bb
Product: glycoprotein M6Bb
Exons: 7
Coding region: 133-939 (268 amino acids)
Biological process (GO): central nervous system myelination; axon development
Cellular component (GO): plasma membrane; myelin sheath
Molecular function (GO): structural constituent of myelin sheath
Source: RefSeq, a predicted model, not a curated record